ACGAAAACGAUAACUGAUCUAUUCUGAGGGUAUAAAUAUUAAGUCAAACAAAAUUGUGAGUAUCAUUAGUAGACUACCUUCCAUUUACGUUUCAUCAACUCCUAGAACAGCUCAAAAAAUUCAUCAUGUUCGCUAAAGUGAUUGUUCUGGCUGCCGUUGCUCUCGCUUGCGCCAAUGGAAAACCACUAGUUGCUGCUCCGUUGGUGGCCGCUAGUCCUGCUGUAGUGACCGCUCAAAGUUCGCAGUUCGUUUCCAGAAACUAUAACGGAAUCGCUGCCGCUUAUACAGCUCCGUUGGCCGCAGCCUACACUGCGCCUGUUGCCACUGCCGCUUACACUGCUCCCUUGACUGCAUCAGCUUAUACCGCCGCUUACACUGCUCCAGUUGCUGCCGCUUACACUGCUCCAUUUGCAGCUGCCGCUUACACUGCUCCAUUUGCAGCAUCCGCUUACACUGCUUCUCCAUACUAUCCUUAUGUUCUGUGAACUGUUACCCUCGUCUCCAAUAAACCUUACCGUUGAAUAGUUUGAA
Molecule: messenger RNA, 531 nt
Organism: Malaya genurostris
Lineage: Eukaryota; Metazoa; Arthropoda; Insecta; Diptera; Culicidae
Product: vitelline membrane protein Vm26Ab-like
Exons: 2
Coding region: 126-485 (119 amino acids)
Source: RefSeq, a predicted model, not a curated record